AUGUCAGAUAAUAAGAAACCACCAACUACUGCUGCUGAAAAGGUUGUAGAAAAGACACCUGUCAUUCGUUCAAAGGAUGAUGUAAAGUUUAUCGAAAGAACUGAACAAUGUGUCGAAAAUGUAUUAAAGAAGACUACUAUCGGUGCUUUGGCUCCUUUGGGUUUAUUAUUAGUUACCAGCAAGCUUAAAUUUAUUGGAACAUGUAUGAUUUUUGGUGCUGGUGUUGGUUUGGGUUUAUCAGUCAAGGAUUGCAACAAUACUACAACUGGAUCAUGUCAUACCAAAUCAUUUAUCCCUUCAACCUCUUCUUCUUCAUCAUCAUCAUCAACUUCAGAUUGUAAGACUGGUACUUGUCCAGUACCAAAGAGAACAACAACUACUGCUGCUCCAGCUGCUGUUGCCGCUCCAUCCACUUCAUCUCCUUCCAUUGCCGUCGUUCCACCAUCUGUUUUAAAGACUGACGCCGAUGAGAUUGCAAAGUCACUUUAA
This is a messenger RNA of Cavenderia fasciculata, 489 nucleotides long. RefSeq lists its product as uncharacterized. The transcript is spliced from 2 exons. Lineage: Eukaryota; Evosea; Eumycetozoa; Acytosteliales; Cavenderiaceae. The record is from RefSeq and is a predicted model, not a curated record. The coding region runs from base 1 to 489 and encodes 162 amino acids.